This is a messenger RNA of Phoenix dactylifera (date palm), 1523 nucleotides long. RefSeq names its product NAC domain containing protein 35 (gene LOV1). Gene Ontology annotation, molecular function: DNA binding. Gene Ontology annotation, biological process: regulation of DNA-templated transcription. NCBI's taxonomy places the organism in Eukaryota, Viridiplantae, Streptophyta, Magnoliopsida, Arecales, Arecaceae. The record is from RefSeq and is a predicted model, not a curated record.
ACCCUGGUGGUGUGUGGAGAGAGAGAUUGAUGGAGUGCUAGAGAGGGCAAUCAAAGUGGGAGUGGGGGCAGUCCGGUACUGAUCACAAUUAAUACUAGGAAUCAAUCUUUGUCUUACUAUUGUGCAAAUUUAACCUCUCUCUUAUCUUCCACACCACUUGCACCAUUCCAACAGGACGAAACCACUUGCAUAGAAGUAUUUAUAGUGUGGGAGGGAAAGGGGGGAAGGGGCGGACGGUUGCAGAGUGCACCAGUUUAUGGCAAUUACAGCAGCCAUGAGCGCAGACGAUGGCAGGGAUGCUCAUGAGGACGACCUCGUAAUGCCCGGCUUUCGCUUCCACCCCACCGAAGAGGAGCUUAUCGAGUUCUACCUCCGGCGCAAGGUUGAGGGCAAACGCUUCAACGUCGAGCUGAUAACCUUUCUUGAUCUCUACCGCUACGACCCAUGGGAGCUUCCUGCAUUGGCAGCAAUUGGGGAGAAGGAAUGGUUCUUUUAUGUCCCUAGAGACCGGAAGUACAGAAAUGGUGAUCGGCCCAACCGGGUGACGACGUCAGGCUACUGGAAGGCUACUGGAGCUGACCGGAUGAUCAGAGCUGAGAACCAUCGAUCAAUUGGAUUGAAGAAGACCCUCGUCUUCUACACCGGGAAGGCUCCGAAAGGCAUCCGAACUAGCUGGAUCAUGAACGAAUACCGUUUGCCGCACAGCGAAACAGAUCGACAUCAGAAGGCCGAGAUCUCGCUCUGCCGAGUCUAUAAAAGAGCUGGGGUCGAUGACCGCUGUCAGCUCCCUGGCACGCUCUCCUCUAAGGCGUCCUCCUCUAGAGGGACUGGACCAGAUAAGAAGCACGGUUCAUCUCAUCAACCACCACCGAGCUUCCAAACGUUUGCAGGAGACUCUUCAUCGUCAGUGAUGGAGAAGGCACCCAAAAUUGGAGGUGAAGGCAGCACCCACUUGUCUGCACCGGUAUUACAAAAACCUGCUCUCUAUCGGUCGACAGCUUCGGUGGCUUCUCUGGGCUCAACUACAUCAACUGAAGAAGACGGUACUUCACUUCACUAUCCGAAGAAUACAACUGCUUUAAUCUCAACAUGCUCCGUCCUCACUCCUGCCACUUCCUGCAUGGCCAGUCCUACCAUCGACGAGCUCCAUAGUUUGGUAGGUUACAACCAAAACUACCUGAACCAACCCUACCAAUCCCUCCCAUCGCAACUGCAACCUCAAUUGCUUCCUCUCAACGCGCUGCCCGUUUCAUUUCCCACCAUUUCAGACAAGCUCUGGGAGUGGAAUCCCCUCCAUGAGGUUGGCAGGGAUUUCGCUAGUUUCAAGUGACCGAUGGCAUGUUCAUAUACUUGCAUACACUGAUCAAUUGCCCCCUUCAUAUUUUGCUUUCUUUUCCAACAUAUGUAGACUUCUAAAUUAUAUUACUGUGGAAGAAAAACUUAUAAUUGUAGAUUAGGUAGGUAUGUAGGUCCCUAAGUUUCUAUCGGUUUAUAUAGAUAUUGUUUUCACGUUUUGAGUUUUA